AGGGAGAAGAACUGAAAAUCAAAGAAAGAGUGAUCAGAUAUAUUAGGGUUUUGGGGUGCACUUUUGCCUUGUCUUGUUUACAUAUUACAACUUUUAUGAAAAAAAAAAUUAUAUUUAUAUAAAGGGUUAAGUCAGUAUUCCACGUGCUCCUGGGGACUCUCUCCUCUCACUGCCCUUUGCUUCAAAUUCAAUGUCAUGUUCAUAUAUACAUACUUUUUAUUUUAUUUUCUUUCACUCGAUUACACUCUCUGACCAUAUGUGCGCUUUCUUUUGUUUGCAUCUUUCUUUCUCUCUCCCUACCUCUCUCAAGAUUCCAGAAAAGCAAAAACUAGUUUAGAGAAAGAAAAAAAAAGCCUUACUCAAGGAACCAAAAAAAGAACAACAUCAAGAAAAAGAUUUCUUGCUUGGAAGCUCUGAAAGGUUGUUCGCAAGAAUCAUCGUGUUUGACUAUAUGAUGGAUGGCAUCAUGAAAGGAGUUGGUGGCGGUGGUGGUGGAGGCGGCGGCGGUGGUGGAAGAGUUGGAAUAGGUGAAGAAGAUAUGGGUGAUGGUAUGCAGUGUAGUGACCAUCCUUAUAGAAAUAACCCAGGUGGAAUCUGCGCUUUUUGUCUUCAAGAGAAGCUUGGAAAGCUUGUUUCUUCUUCUUUUCCUUUACCUAUUCGUGCUUCGUCUUCCUCAUCUUCUUCUCCUUCUUUUAGAUCUGAUAUUGGUAGUGGUGUUGUGGGUGUUGGUGUUGUUGGCGCCAGCAAUGGUGUUAGUGUUGGUCCUGCUGCUUCACUUUCACUCGCUGUGCACUCCACGUCGACAAAAGGUAGAAAUGAUGGUGGCAAUAAUAGUCGCUAUCAAGAAUACUACACAAGGAGGGCCAGGAUUCCUUUUCUUUUGGCUAAAAAGAAGAAGAAAAUCAUGGUUGCAUCAUCAGAUCGUGAUAUUGUUUUCAAAAGAAGCAAAUCCACAGCAACUCCUGGAAGAAGAAACCAUCAUCAUUUCUUGGAUGCUUCCACUGAUGAUGGUGAUGAAGAUUUUACCAGUCCACGAAGAAGAGGUGGGUUCUGGUCAUUUCUUUAUCUCUCUGCUUCCAGCUCCAAGUCUAUCACAACUACUGCUACCAAGAAAACAUCAGACAAGGUAUCAUCAUUGAUAGUUACAACAACACCAGCAACCACAGCCACAACAACAGCGAACGGGUCCAUGAUGAGGCCAAAAGACAAGUGUUUGGGCACUUCUUUGUCCAAGAAAUCAGACAUUGUUGCAGUGGAAGAUGAUGAUAGUCCUAAUAGUCAAGCAACUGCCUCUGCUUCAUCUUUUGAAAGAAAAGUGUCAAGAUCCAGAUCUGUAGGGUGUGGAAGCCGGAGCUUUUCUGGUGAUUUCUUUGAAAGAAUCUCAACUGGGUUUGGAGAUUGCACUCUUAGAAGAGUGGAAUCACAAAGAGAAGGCAAACCAAAAGGACCUGGAGCCGCCUCUCACAUGAAAGAAAGAGUCAAAUGUGGUGGAAUCUUUGGUGGGUUCAUGAUAACUUCUUCAUCUUCAUCUUCUUCAUCAUCAUCUUAUUGGGUUUCAUCCUCAGCAGAAGAGCAUCACAUGAAUGGGAAAUCAACACACGGUGUUGCAGCAGCAGCAGGAGCAGGUGGGCCAUUAGCUCAUGGUAGGAGUAGAAGCUGGGGUUGGGCUUUUGCUAGUCCUAUGAGAGCUUUCAGCAAACCUUCUUCAAAAGAUGGAAAGAGGGACAUUAUAAGAGAAGCAUCCAAUAAAAACACUACGCCAAACUUAUCUGCUAUUCCUUCAUUGUUAGCUGUGAGAGGCUGAAUCAAAAGAGAAGAAUCAGGGCCGGCGGGUUUAUAAUACACAAGUACAUUUGGUCAUCUUUCUUUGUUUAUUUACCUCUCUGUUUAUGAUCUCUUUUUAUCCUGAUCUCAUUAAUUCCAUAACUGGUGUCAACACUUGUAUUUUCCUUUAAAACUUUAUGGUCAUAUUUUGCAAAUUAUUAGUCUCUUUUAGAUAGUGUAUUUCCUUGUAAUGCUUCUUGAAAUGGACUAUCUAAAAAUCCCAGGUGAGUCUUUGUCUAAAGUGUGGACUAACUUGAACUUGAAGAAGGAGAAGAAAUGUUUGACCAAAUAUAAUAUCAUAGCAUCAUCUGAUUGUUAGUUCA
Molecule: messenger RNA, 2147 nt
Organism: Ricinus communis (castor bean)
Lineage: Eukaryota; Viridiplantae; Streptophyta; Magnoliopsida; Malpighiales; Euphorbiaceae
Exons: 1
Coding region: 452-1804 (450 amino acids)
Source: RefSeq, a predicted model, not a curated record